AUGUCCGUGAUGGAAGUUUUGGGCAAGUUUGCCCGGUUUAUUGGCCCAGGAAUCCUCAUCAGCGUUGCGUACAUGGAUCCUGGCAACUAUUCCACCAGUGUUUCUGGCGGUGCACAGUUCCAAUACCAACUGUUGUUCGUGGUGUUAAUUUCAAACAUUUUUGCAGUCGUGUUACAGUGUCUAUGUGUUAAGUUGGGUACUAUUACUGGUCGGGAUCUGGCAGAAAACUGUCGUCGACACUUGCCUCACAAGCUGAACGUAGCUAUAUUUCUCUUCUCCGAGAUAGCCAUUAUUGCAACAGAUCUGGCAGAAGUGGUGGGUACUGCCGUGGCACUGCGUAUUCUGUUCAAUAUACCCCUGCUGUGGGGCGUUGGAUUGACAAUUUUGGACGUGUUGGCUAUUCUGAUAUUUUACAAGCCUGAAACGCAGUCUAUGAAACAAGUGCGUCUGUUUGAGAUGUUUGUGACCACUUUGGUUGCUGCUACCGUGGUUUGCUUCAUACUUGAGCUUUUCAAAAUUUCCGUGCCCGACAAACUCGGUCUGUUUAAAGGUUACUUGCCUUCCAAGGUAAUCCUAGAGAACAACCAAGCCAUGUACAUUUCACUGGGAAUAUUGGGUGCUACCGUUAUGCCACACUCACUCUUCUUGGGCUCAUCCCUUGUCAAACCCAGAUUAAACGAAUAUGACUUCAAACAUUUCGGCAAGGUUCAUGCCAAGCCUUCUUUCGCGGCUAUCAAGUAUACCUUGAGCUACUCAUAUGCAGAACUGAUUAUAUCGUUGUUCCUCAUCGCUACGUUCGUUAACUCUGCCAUUUUGAUCGUUGCUGCCGCAACUCUACAUGGGCAACCUGAUGCGGAGGAUGCAGACUUGACCUCGAUUUUCAACUUGCUGAGCUACUACAUUUCUCCAGCUGCCGGCUUGAUCUUCGCCCUUGCUAUGCUGUUCUCAGGACAGUCUGCUGGUGUGAUUUGUACCAUGGCCGGUCAAAUAGUAUCUGAGGGUUUCCUACAGUGGACACUCAAGCCAUGGAUUACUAGAUUUGUCACCAGACUAAUUGCCAUUGUACCUUGCUUCUUCGUCGCUGCUGUUUUCGGAGAAAAAGGUGUUUCCAGCAUUCUAAACCUAAGUCAGGUUGUACUGUCAAUGAUCUUACCAAUUGUCUCUGCUCCUUUGAUUUACUUCACAUGCAACAGUAAAAUCAUGUCGGUAGCCGAGGUGAGACAGCGGAGCCCACAUGAGGCGACAGAAACUACAGCCUUGACCACAAGAUCGACAGGGAAAAUAAACUACGCAAACAGCAGGUGGCUGGCAAUCACAUCUAUCUUGGUCUGGGUAACGAUCAGUGCACUAAACUGCUAUCUGGUCGGAUCCUAUCUCUCAGGAGCAGACGUCCACUUCUGA
Molecule: messenger RNA, 1401 nt
Organism: Lachancea meyersii CBS 8951
Lineage: Eukaryota; Fungi; Ascomycota; Saccharomycetes; Saccharomycetales; Saccharomycetaceae
Source: the annotation of a GenBank genome assembly